Cercopithifilaria johnstoni is the source of this 939-nucleotide messenger RNA. The record is from the annotation of a GenBank genome assembly. Lineage: Eukaryota; Metazoa; Nematoda; Chromadorea; Rhabditida; Onchocercidae.
AUGAAAACAGUAUUUGCUGUGACAACAGUCGGUAGUACUUGUGCUAUUCUAUUGUCGCUAACUGCCGUUGUACUUAUUUUCCACGACAUUAAUGACUUAUACACUAAUGUAAUGGUGGAGAUGGAAGAAUUUAGAACAACAGCAGAGGACACAUGGCGUGAAAUUACGUAUCUGAACGAAAAUCCAUACAGUGCUAUGAAGACAGCAACUUUCACGCUAGGCUCUGUAUUUCGAGCUAAAAGACAGAAUAACCAGUGCAAUUGCGGGCCUUCACCGCAGAGAUGUCCAGAAGGACCACCAGGACCACCCGGUAAACCGGGCGAGAAGGGUGCGGAUGGAUUGCCGGGACUAGACGGUAUGCCUGGACUGCCAGGAGUUGCUUUGCUAGCAACCUUCGACAUUCCAGGAGGUUGCAUCGAAUGUCCACCCGGCAAAGCGGGAUCACCCGGACCAGAAGGUCCAACGGGGCCACCUGGACCGAAAGGUCCUCCUGGUGUGCCAGGAAAAGAUGGCAAAGCAGGUCCAAAAGGUCUACCGGGGCCAGAAGGUGAUGUUGGCCAGAUUGGACCUGACGGCCCACAAGGAAAUCCAGGUCGAGAUGGCAAGGACGGCAAACGUGGGACUGGACCACAAGGCAAGAAGGGACCAACUGGGCAACGCGGACCAGAAGGUCCUAAAGGCGAUGACGGUAGGGAUGGAGAAACUGGACCACAAGGUGAAUCGGGACCAGAUGGUAGACCUGGUGCCAGCGGACGUGAUGGGAAAGAUGGGAAAUCAGGCAAGCCUGGUAUUGCUGGAAUGCCCGGGAAAGACGCAAUGUACUGCCCGUGUCCACCUCGGAGAACCAGCAGCUUAAGAAGACAUGAUGUCGAACCACAGAGAGAUGAGGAACCGCAGGGUGGUCAUAGGCAGAUGAAAAAAGUGCAAAAAAAACAGUGA